CAUGUGCAUUCCCUCCGCCCCACCCCUCCGUCUGGCGAUUGCCAUUUGGCGGGAAGGGAAGACGUCGCAGAGCUAAAGACAAACACAGCCGUGAGGCCAUGGCGGGACGGCGCGGUGCCCUCAUCGUGCUGGAAGGCAUGGAUCGCGCCGGGAAGAGUACCCAGUGCCGGAAGCUCGUGACGACGCUGCUAGAGUCGGGACACCGCGCAGAACUUCUCCGAUUCCCGGAGAGAUCCACAGAAAUCGGCAAGCUGCUGAGCGCCUACCUGGAGAAGAAGAGCAACAUGGAGGACCACACGGUGCAUCUCCUCUUCUCCGCAAACCGCUGGGAGCAGGUACCGCUGAUCAAGGAGAAGUUAAGCCAAGGAGUCACCCUCGUGGUAGACAGGUACGCCUUCUCCGGCGUGGCCUUCACCAGCGCCAAGGAGAACUUUUCGCUCAACUGGUGCAAGCAGCCCGAUGUGGGGCUCCCGAAGCCGGACCUGAUCCUCUUCCUCCAGCUGAGCUCCCAGGAAGCCGCCAAACGGGGCGACUUUGGCACCGAGCGCUACGAAAACAACGCCUUCCAGGAGAAAGCCUUGCAGUGCUUCUACCAGCUAAUGAAAGACGAUUCCUUGAACUGGAAGACCAUCAAUGCUUCCCAAAGCAUAGAAGACUUACAUAAAGAGAUUUACUCCCUCGCUGAAGAGACGAUCCAGAUGGUCCAAGAGACCCCCAUGGGCGAGUUGUGGAAAUAGAGCCGGCUGCCGUCCCUCUGCCCUGCAGGGAGCGGGAGAGCGCUCGGCCCAGCCUGGAAGGAAAUGGUGUCUGGGAGGCGGAAAGGGACCAAGGCUCUGGGGGCUGUGGCCGCCUCGGGAAACCAGAAUCACCUUUCAGGCCAGUGGAUGGGAAGGAGGUUUUUGCAGAGCCAGGAGAGUAAUUUCACAUUUCAUCCCCGUUCUAGGACUAGAGAAAUGCAUUCUCCUUUCUUUUUAACCCUGUAGUUUCCUUUUUCAGCUUGUUUUUAAAUGGAAUUAUAGAAAUAUCAGCGAAAUAAAUGAAUUAUUUGA
Molecule: messenger RNA, 1049 nt
Organism: Sarcophilus harrisii (Tasmanian devil)
Lineage: Eukaryota; Metazoa; Chordata; Mammalia; Dasyuromorphia; Dasyuridae
Gene: DTYMK
Product: deoxythymidylate kinase
Exons: 5
Coding region: 99-737 (212 amino acids)
Biological process (GO): dTTP biosynthetic process; dTDP biosynthetic process; dUDP biosynthetic process
Cellular component (GO): nucleus; mitochondrion; cytosol
Molecular function (GO): dTMP kinase activity; ATP binding
Source: RefSeq, a predicted model, not a curated record